Molecule: messenger RNA, 2094 nt
Organism: Arachis duranensis
Lineage: Eukaryota; Viridiplantae; Streptophyta; Magnoliopsida; Fabales; Fabaceae
Product: protein ESSENTIAL FOR POTEXVIRUS ACCUMULATION 1
Exons: 5
Coding region: 199-2094 (631 amino acids)
Molecular function (GO): protein binding
Source: RefSeq, a predicted model, not a curated record
CUACUCAACACAGUGGAGUACCACGCACUAACGUGCGCCGAUAGUUCCGCAUCCUUAACGUGCGCCGAAGCCCCAAUUUUUUAUCUUGCUUCAACCCUUACCCUAUGUUCCACCGUUUCGCUUCUUCACUCUCUCAUCGCUCGCAACCAAAUUUCACAAACCAAGGGUUUUCAUCUCUCACUUCUCACUCACUCUCUCAUGGCUCAACGCGCCACCUCUGAUUCUCGCACUCCAUUGAAGAUCUCCAAAGAUGUUCAGGGCUCUGACAAUCCAAUUCCACUUUCACCGCAAUGGCUUCUGCCAAAGCCAGGGGAAAGUAAAUCUGGAAGAGGAACUGUGGAAAACCAUGUGGCUUUAAGUCCUCCAUUUGGUCUUCGCAUGGAGACCACUAAGACAUCUGGAAAUGGAGAGGAUGUGCAUGAUGCUCAUAAGCGAAAAGAUGUCUUUAGGCCGUCCAUGCUUGACUCAGAAAGUGGACGCCGUGAUCGUUGGCGUGAUGAAGAGCGGGACACUAAGUCCUCCAUACGGAAGGAUCGGUGGAGGGAUGGAGAGAAAGAUCUUGGUGAUUCUCGGAGAGUGGAGCGUUGGACAGAAAAUUUGCCUUCAAAGAACUUUGGAGAAGUUCGUCGUGGUGCUGCUGAUAGACGGAAUGAUUCGGGAAACAGAGACACUAACUUUGACCAGCGGCGUGAGAGUAAGUGGAACACACGCUGGGGUCCCGAUAAUAAGGAACCAGAAGAUCUUCGUGAAAAAUGGAGCGACUCUGGAAAAGAAGUUGAUAUACAUCUGGACAAAGGCUUGUCUCACACUUCCAAUCAUGGAAAGGAUGAAAAGGAGGGAGAUCAUUAUCGGCCAUGGAGACCUAGCUUCUCACAGGGCCGUGGUAGGUCAGAGCCUCCCCAUCAACAUAACAGUACCCCAAACAAGCAAGAAGGCUCCACAUAUUCCUCUGGGCGUGGGCGUGGGGAGAAUAUGACCCCAGUUUCUACUCAUGGUCAUGACUGGGGUGGCUCUAACAGUAGCUUCACGAAUAACUCUUAUCCUGUAUCUUUACCAGAAAAAGUUGAAACUGGGCUCGGAGAACCUUCUCCCUUCAGAUAUAAUAGGACAAAGUUGCUUGAUAUUUACAGAGUGACUAAAAUGGAUAGAAAUAGAAAACUAGCUGAUGAUUUUGUGCAGGUACCUAAUCUUACACAGGAAGAACCAUUGGAACCUCUAGCAAUUCUGGCACCAAAUUCUGAAGAACUGUCUAUUUUAAAGGGUAUUGACAAAGGGGAGAUUAUUACUAGUGGAGCACCUCAGGUGCCUAAAGAUGGAAGAAGCUCAACAGAUUUUUCGCAUACUAGGCGAUCGAAACCUGGAGGUUCACCUUUCUAUGAAAGAGUUGAAGAUGGAGACAUUAACAGAGUAACUGAUGAGGUCCCCAAUAACAAAGACUUGUCAGUUGAAGGAAAUAUCUCUGCUCAUCAUGGUGUUGCAAGGCGAACUAUGCCAGGGGGUGAACAUGGAACUACCACCCUCUUGCAUGAUAAUAGUGAUGCAACUAAUGGUGUAAGGUCAAGAAUUUUGGAUUAUUCAUCUGAUCCAAGAGAUGUCGGGAAGUGGCAAUCCAGUGAAGAUUCCAUUCUUAAGAGGCAGCUAUCUGGAAUUCUGGAUAGUGAACUUGGAAGCAGGAGAGUAGUGCAGACCCCACCGGAGGAGUUAUCCCUUUUAUAUAAGGAUCCUAAGGGUCAAAUUCAGGGUCCUUUCAAAGGAAUUGAUAUUAUUGGAUGGUUUGAGUCUGGAUAUUUUGGUAUUGACUUACCUGUUCGUCUUGAUAAUUCAGCAGCUGAUUCACCAUGGUUACCUCUUGGUGAUGUCAUGCCUCAUUUACGAGCUAAAGCCCGACCACCACCGGGUUUUUCUGCUCCAAAACCGAAUGACUUUACUGACAUACCUGGCCGCCAAAACUCUGCUCCCUUUGGGAAUACCCUUGCUGGUUUGAGUGAGUUUGAGACAUUGAGAAGUGAUCCUAGGCUUAGGCAAACUUCUGCUACAGAAGCUGAAAAUAGAUUUCUGGAGUCGACUUUAUCAGAUAUGUUUGGAAAUCAUUAA